AUGGCAAAAGACGUUGAAGUUGCUGAACGUGGCUCUUUCUCCAACAAAGACUACCACGACCCUCCUCCAGCACCACUCAUUGACGCUGAAGAACUCACAAAAUGGUCCUUUUACAGGGCCCUUAUUGCUGAGUUCAUUGCCACUUUACUUUUCCUUUACGUUACUGUUUUGACCGUGAUUGGUUACAGUAUCCAAACUGAUGUUAAAGCUGGUGGUGAUGAGUGUGGUGGUGUUGGUAUUCUUGGUAUUGCUUGGGCUUUUGGUGGCAUGAUCUUUGUUCUUGUUUACUGCACUGCUGGAAUUUCAGGGGGUCACAUUAACCCAGCAGUGACAUUUGGGCUAUUUUUGGCUCGGAAGGUGUCUUUGAUCAGAGCGGUUAUGUACAUGGUGGCUCAGAGUUUGGGGGCUAUUUGUGGAGUUGGGUUGGUUAAGGCUUUUCAGAGGUCUUACUUUGUUAGAUAUGGUGGUGGAGCUAAUUUUCUUCAUGAUGGUUAUAGUACUGGUGUUGGAUUAGGUGCUGAGAUUGUUGGUACCUUUGUUUUGGUUUACACUGUUUUCUCUGCUACUGAUCCUAAGAGAAGUGCUAGAGAUUCUCACGUCCCGGUUUUGGCUCCACUUCCCAUUGGAUUUGCUGUAUUCAUGGUUCAUUUGGCAACCAUCCCAGUCACCGGAACCGGCAUUAAUCCUGCUAGAAGUCUUGGUUCUGCUGUAAUCCUCAACCAAGAUAAGAUCUGGGAUGACCAUUGGAUAUUUUGGGUUGGACCAUUUAUCGGGGCAGCCAUUGCAGCGUUCUACCAUCAAUUCAUCUUAAGAGCAGGUGCUGCAAAAGCUCUUGGAUCAUUCAGGAGUAGCAAUGCUAAUUGA
Molecule: messenger RNA, 864 nt
Organism: Lathyrus sativus (Indian pea)
Lineage: Eukaryota; Viridiplantae; Streptophyta; Magnoliopsida; Fabales; Fabaceae
Source: the annotation of a GenBank genome assembly